Molecule: messenger RNA, 2530 nt
Organism: Pocillopora verrucosa
Lineage: Eukaryota; Metazoa; Cnidaria; Anthozoa; Scleractinia; Pocilloporidae
Product: mothers against decapentaplegic homolog 1
Biological process (GO): transforming growth factor beta receptor signaling pathway; SMAD protein signal transduction; regulation of transcription by RNA polymerase II
Cellular component (GO): heteromeric SMAD protein complex
Molecular function (GO): DNA-binding transcription factor activity, RNA polymerase II-specific; RNA polymerase II cis-regulatory region sequence-specific DNA binding; I-SMAD binding
Source: RefSeq, a predicted model, not a curated record
CUGUCUGGGAGGUAAACACUUCUAUGUUUAAGAGUGACGUACAAAUUGCUACAGUUCUUCUAUCUAGAUUAAACUUCAAAAGGAAAGAAACAGGUGUCGAAAAACCUACACUACAGCGUUUUAAUUGUUUCAUUAUAACGCACAGACUACAACAGCAAACCAGCGAUUGUACCACGAGAUGUCUACGCUGUUUUCGUUUGCGCACCCUGCUGUCAAGAGAAUACUUGGUUGGAAGCAAGGCGACGAGGAGGAAAAAUGGGCCGAAAUUGCAAUUUCAUACUUGGCUAGAAGGCUCAAAAAGAAGAAAGGUGCUAUGGAGGAGCUGGAAAAAGCGCUUUCCAACCCGAAUCAACUAUCACAAUGCGUUACUCUCCCUCGAGGCACCGAUGGACGAAUUCAAGUUCGUCACAAGAAAGGGUUGCCUCAUGUUAUCUAUUGCCGCAUUUGGCGAUGGCCCGAUCUCCAGAGUCCUCACGAAUUAAAGGCACUGGAUUGUUGCGAAUAUGCUUUUGGUUUGAAAAAGAAAGAAGUCUGUAUCAAUCCUUUCCACUAUAGUCGCGUGGAGAGCCCAGUGUUACCUCCAGUGUUGGUGCCACGGCAAAGUGAAUACCCAAAACCUCAACCACCCUUACCGCCCCCAUUUCAAAGUGCAGCAGAACCUCCAUUGCCAUACAAUGCUUGUUUCCCUUUCAAACAACAAGCACGUAGGCCUGAGGGCAGCAUGAACAUGUACAUGGCAGAGUCACCCAAAAGUUAUAUAUCAGAGGAUGCAGAAUCACCAUGUCCUACAGACCCAAAUACUAUGGAUGUAGAUGUUGUUGGAUCUCUGCCAACAAUGGUGAACCAACCAUAUUUAUCUCAUGUUACUCCAGUAAGCUAUCAAGAACCAAUAUCAUGGUGUUCUAUCUCUUACUAUGAGCUGAACAACAGAGUUGGAGAUCAGUUCCAUGCUUAUCGUAACAGUAUCAUGGUAGAUGGAUUCACAGAUCCAAACACCAAAAACUCAGAAAGAUUCUGUUUAGGUCAAUUAACCAAUGUCAGUCGUAACUCAACCAUUGAGAGUGCAAGGCGACAUAUUGGAAAAGGUGUGCAUCUGUACUACGUGGGUGGAGAGGUUUUUGCUGAAUGCCUCAGUGACUCUGCCAUCUUUGUGCAGAGUAGAAAUUGCAACAACAGCCAUGGUUUUCACCCUACAACAGUGUGUAAGAUCCCUUCAGGCUGUACCUUGAAAAUUUUCAACAACCAAGAAUUUGCACAGUUGCUUUCUCAGUCUGUUAAUUAUGAUUUUAAGGCUGUAUACGAUUUGGUAAAGAUGUGUUCCAUUCGGCUGAGUUUUGUCAAAGGCUGGGGGGCUGAGUAUCAUCGCCAAGAUGUUACAAGUACACCGUGCUGGAUUGAAAUUCAUCUGCGUGGUCCUCUGCAAUGGCUUGACAAGGUGCUGACUCAGAUGAAUACAGAAGGAAUGAAUUCAACAAACUCAUUUGAUUGAUCUGUGUAAUCUUAUAUGUUGUUCCAGGAAAUAUCCAUGCAUUAACAUGAAUCAAGUUUUGGUUUAAAAGGUCCCCCCUUUCCCUGACUCUGAACAAAUUCCUUUGCCUCCUCUCCCCCUCCCUUACCACCACAGGCAUAGUUGGGUUAAGUCACUGCCCCUUCCAUAAUCAUCUGCCUUCUUGAGUGGUGUAAUUCUUUUCCAAUCAAAUAUAUUGACAAUCAAACUUGUUUUCUAUAUAUCUGGUCAGAGAAAUGUAAGAAAUCUGCAAAUAAUUGCUUCUUAAACAAUAGCUGAAGAUAACUCAUACUGAGUACAUUAGUGGGAAAGGAUUGUUUGCUUUUGGUCAAGCUUGUAAGAGGUAAUUACUAUAAGGGUGGGCAUAGAUGUUUCCUGGGAAAAAAAAGGCUAGAGUCUGUACUGGAGCCAAGGGGUCCACCCGUCCAGGGCUUAUCCCCGUUUUCAUGUAGCAUGAAGUGACUAAGAGUAUGACUUUCUCCCCCCUGAAUGAUGUGCCAAUGACCCAGCCAUGUGUUGAAACCAGGACCUCUCAACCCCAAGACCAGCACACUUUUAACUAUCAAGCUCACCAUGUCUCUUACAGAUGUUUCCUUGAGUAAAGCAUCCAAAACAAUUAUCAUACUCGUAUGAACUAGAUAACAAACCAGCAAAAUUAAUUGGACUUCUAUUGUAUUCCUACCUCAUGAUUUAGUUAACGUCGUAAAUACUGCCAUAAUUAAAUCACAAAAAAUUAAAAAUUAAACUAAGGAGGUAGCGUGGCCAAGUGGCCUUAAGGGUCUGGAUGGCAUUGUCUGUUUUAGAUCUAAACCUUGCAAACUUCCCCCCCCCCUCCCUUCUCCAUCAGAGGUGAAGGGGUUCCCCUAAUGAUGUAAUAUAUUAUAACAAUAUUGUUGUUUUUAGUGAAAUUAUGAGGACUCAUCUUAGCUUGUAAAAUCAAGCAAUGAUUAUUUAAGAUUUUAUAACUAUUACUCUUGGAUUCAGAUCAUUUACUCUGUAAUAUACUGUAUAAAGUUUUUUUUC